GCCCCCGGGCGCUGCGCGGCGGCCGCAGAAGAGGAGGAGACCGGCGGGCCCGGGAGGAGAGGCGCGGAGGGGAGCGGAGCUAUGCUAAACCCGGGGUACCGCUGAGGCGGGGCGGGCCAGGCCAGAGGCGGGGGCUCUCCAGCGGCGGGCGCGUAGGGGCCCGGCUCCCGAGGCGGCGGCAGGCAGCAUUUCGGCGCGGGGAGCGGCUCCGCAGCCACCGGGCCAAUGAACAUGUCAGUGUUGACUUUGCAGGAAUACGAAUUCGAGAAGCAGUUCAACGAGCAUGCGGCCAUCCAGUGGAUGCAGGAGAACUGGAAGAAAUCAUUCCUGUUUUCAGCUCUCUAUGCUGCCUUUAUAUUUGGUGGUCGGCACCUAAUGAACAAACGAGCAAAAUUUGAACUGAGGAAACCACUAGUGCUCUGGUCCCUGAGCCUUGCUGUCUUCAGUAUAUUUGGUGCUGUUCGAACUGGUGCUUACAUGCUGUACAUUUUGAUGACCAAAGGCCUGAAGCAGUCAGUGUGUGACCAGAGUUUUUACAUUGGACCUGUCAGCAAAUUCUGGGCAUAUGCAUUUGUGCUAAGCAAAGCACCUGAACUAGGUGAUACAAUAUUCAUUAUCCUUAGGAAACAGAAGCUCAUCUUCUUACACUGGUACCACCACAUUACUGUCUUACUUUACUCUUGGUAUUCCUACAAGGACAUGGUGGCUGGUGGUGGCUGGUUCAUGACCAUGAACUAUGGGGUACACGCUGUGAUGUACUCUUACUAUGCCUUGAGGGCUGCUGGCUUCAGAGUCUCACGCAAGUUUGCCAUGUUCAUCACCUUGUCACAGAUCACUCAGAUGCUGAUCGGGUGCGUGAUCAAUUACCUGGUCUUCUCCUGGAUGCACCACAGCCAGUGCCAUUCCCACGUGCAGAACAUCAUCUGGUCCUCUCUCAUGUACCUCAGCUACUUUGUGCUCUUCUGCCAUUUUUUCUUUGAGGCCUACAUCGGCAAAACUAAGAAAGAAAGGAAGGUGGAGUAGUUAGGGAAAGGAGAAGCCAUAGCUCAGGGUCAUCAAGAAAAAAACAAACAAACAAAAAAACCAACAAAAUCACCAGAAAAGCAAAUGGCACAAGGAAACACAUACAUGUAUGGUGCAGCUACAACUUGGCAGCUUAGGAAAAGUUAGCUUGGUUUAACCCAGUAAGUUCAUGAUCCUAUCAUGGUGAGGACUCACUGAAUUCUACUCUAUCUCAAAGGACGGCUGAUGAAAGACAAACUUCCUUCUUGUACCUGUCUGCUCUAGAAAAGAAAGAAGAGGAAAAAAGAAAAGGAAAAGGAAAGAAAAAAGAGGAGAAAAGAGAAAAGGAAUAAUAUUGAGGGGGAAAGAAGUACAUUAAUUAAGGAGUGUGUUUCCCCAGGGUGGAGGACUUUUUUUUUUUUUUAAAGUUUCUAAAAGCUUUCUAAUAAGUUUUCAGCAGCAAACUUGAACAAAGCAAAGCAAAGUGGCAAAAAUAAAAAUAAUCUGUCUAUGUUAACAGUAAAAUCACAAAAUUACUUUCAAUAGAAGCUUGAUACCUUUAGCCAAACUGAAACUCAAAAGGCUGUUUCCUGCAUGGAAUGUGGCUGAACUCCACACAGUGGUCAGGAAUGGAAAAGAGAAGAGAAGAGAUUGAUUUCUCCACUAUGUUACUCUGCUGGGGAAGCAGAUCUGGGAUGUAGAGUCGCCUGCCUCAGGAGGUGGAAAGAAGCAGUACUUUUUUACAGGAGUUUAAUGUGCAAAGAUGCACUGUUGCAAUACAUAUCUCAGAGAGUGCGUUUUUCCAAGUGCAUUUUUUCAGUUCAAGGCAAGGAAUUUCAGCAGCAGGAUAAGUCCUAGAAGGUCUAAUCAAUCAAUAUAUGCUAAAUUAUCAGGGGCUAAUAGGAGAGGGAUGUUCAGGAGGGAGAGGGAAAUAACUCUCCUCAUGAUUUUUAGGAAUUAGCCUUUAAUCUCAAUUUUAACCCACGGCAACGCUGAAUUAAACGGGGGAAAUGGGAAGAAAUCCUAGUUAGCAAGAAGAGCGUGAUUUAUCUGCCCACUGCUUUCAGAACAGAGCCCCCUGGUACAACCCGGAUCCUGUAUUUUUCUGGACACCAGGAUACCUGGAAGGGUGGGAAGAGGCGGCAGGACUGGGUGACACUGUGUAACACUGUGCUUCUGCAUCUGCCGCCGGGGCGGUGCAAAGAUGUUCCAAGUGCCCUCCUCUGGUCAUGUGGAGAUACUACUACAAAACAUACUUGGAAUAGGGUUUUUUUUCUUGAGAUUUGUAUAG
Molecule: messenger RNA, 2293 nt
Organism: Calypte anna (Anna's hummingbird)
Lineage: Eukaryota; Metazoa; Chordata; Aves; Apodiformes; Trochilidae
Gene: ELOVL6
Product: ELOVL fatty acid elongase 6
Exons: 4
Coding region: 226-1023 (265 amino acids)
Biological process (GO): fatty acid elongation, polyunsaturated fatty acid; fatty acid elongation, monounsaturated fatty acid; fatty acid elongation, saturated fatty acid
Cellular component (GO): endoplasmic reticulum membrane; endoplasmic reticulum
Molecular function (GO): fatty acid elongase activity
Source: RefSeq, a predicted model, not a curated record